UCAAGUGUCGGUUGUCACUCGUCGACCGUCGUACUGUGUUCGUGUUGUGUAUUAUAGAUAGAUUGACUUAGUUGUCCAAAGAUCAUUAACAAAUGAAUCUCCUAAACAUUAUUUAAAUGUGAUAUUAUACUUAUUCAAAAUGUCAACUGCCUUCUUAGCGUUCAUAGCACUAAUUUUGAUUUUCUUAUUUCGUAUUUUAAAUGUCAUUAGUACUCCACAGAAACCCACUAUUUACGGCAAAGAUGUAAAUUUUCUAGCUUCAUUGAUGAAAAUGGCACCACUCCUCGAAAUUCCAUACACACCAACGAGGCUUUGGGGAUUCAGUGGCCACGUACAGACAGUAGUGCACAGUGUAAUAGGAAGAUUUAGAUGUCCUUGGCCAAUUGGAGAGCGCAUCCAAUUGUCAUUAUCUGAUAAUUCAUUGCUCACAUAUGAUUUGUAUCAGCCACUAGAACAUAAAUAUGAAGAUGAUGUCACUCUUGCUAUUGUGCCUGGAAUCUGCAACACCUCUGAAAGUGUCUACAUCCGUACGUUCGUCCAUUACGCACAAUGUCAUGGUUACCGUUGCGCCGUACUCAAUCACAUCGGAGCUCUCUCGUCUGUUCCUGUUACUACUAGUCGGGUUUUUACUUACGGUUACACAAAUGACUUUCAUGACAUGUUGCGCCAUCUGUGUGAACGCCAUCCGGAGUCCAAGGUAGUCAUCAUCGGAUACAGCAUGGGGGGUAACAUCGUCACCAAGUACCUCGGAGAAAAAGAUAAAGAGAAAGUGCCCAACCUGAUAGGCGGAAUCUCCAUCUGUCAGGGAUAUGAUGGUAUCCAGGGUACCAAGUGGCUGCUAAACUGGCAAAACUUCCGUAGACUCUACUUGUAUGCCAUGACUGAAGCCGUAAAAGGGAUCAUUCUCAAGCACCACAAAAUCCUUCUCAGUGAAGAAGCAAAAUCCACUCACAACCUGAACGAAAGAGAAAUCAUAUCAGCAGCUACUCUACCAGAACUUGAUGAUGCUUAUACCAGGAAAGUAUAUGGCUUCCCAACAGUGGAGGAACUGUAUAAAUGGAGCAGCUGCAUCAACUACUUUGAAGGGAUAUCCCAUCCAAUGAUCUUCUUCAAUAGCAAGGACGAUCCGUUGAUUCCUGACUCCCUUUUAGAACCUGUUCGACAAUUUGCAACCACCAAUAACAAUACUGCUUACAUCGAGAUGGCCCAUGGAGGACACUUGGGUUUCUACGAGGGUGGAUUGUUGUACCCCAACCCUAUAUCCUGGUUGGAUCGGUCCCUUGUGGCUGUUAUUGGAGCCUUAGUCUGUACACACCACGAGACCAAAAACUCCAAACCCAUCGAUUAAGCCAACCACUCACGAUCACAUUCCACUAACUAGUGUUAAUCUGUUAGCUUUUCAUAUUGCAACAAUUAUUAGUUUGUAGUUUUUCUAUAUAACUAUUGAAAAUUGAUCAUUAAUGUAAAUUUUAUCACAAGGAUAGCUAUUGAUCAAUGUUUUGUCUUUUGUAUCUUAUUUAUCAUGUUUAAAAACCGGGAUGGAUGAGAGUUUAUUUUGUAUAAUAAUAUUAUUGAUAGUAUUCAGUCGUGUUUAUAUUAUAAUAUAUUUAAUAUUGAUAUCUCUGUGUAUUUUUGUAUAUAUUUAUAGGAACUAUGUUUUGUUAAAUGUUUGUAUAGUUUUGUAACAAAGUAGUUAACGAUGUAAUUGUUGUGUUAUACAUUUAACCCGUCUACAAAGGAAAGCCAAAGAAAUAAUUUUACUUUGUGGACUUUGUUAAUAUUAUUUAUUUUAGCUCUACUUUUUAUCACCCAACACUAAACUUGUUUCUAUCAACACUUAUUACAUGAAAUAUUAUCACAACAGAUUUUAUACUCGAGUAAGAACAUUGAUAUACAUUUAUACAAUUGGUUUUGUAAGGGCAUGACAAAGUUUUAAAACCAUCAUUAAUCUAAUCAUGUUCCCUUAUACCAUUUGCUCAGAUUUUUUUUCAGCUAGAUUUCUUAUGUAAAUAUUUAUCUUUUUUAUUGAUUCUAGUGAAUUACAUUAUGUUAAAAAUUUUCAGGUCUGUUUUUAAUUGAUUGUUGUUUUAGUGGUAUUAUAUUGCCUUAUUGUUAACAGUUGCUCCAUAUCAAUUAAACAUUUUUUAAGAGGGCAAUAAAAACUUUUAUUAGAUUAGUUGUAGGUAUUAUUGUUGUUCCUAUUUUUAUAUAUCCUAAUAUUGUUUUAAUACACAACUUUUUCAACCCUUUAAUAACCAUUAAGAAUACUUGAAAGUUGAAACAGAAACGUUUAGUUCUGUUAAAAAAAGGAGUGUCACAGACUCCUUAUUAAGUAUUAUCUUAUUCACUAAUUAUGUCUUAUACUUUUUUUGUGUCAGCUAUAGCCUUAUGCCUAAUAUCUGACUUUUUAUAUUGUUAUAGUUGUAGUAUCAUGUUUCCAUCAGUUAAUAUUUUGAGUAUAUUUCUUAUCAACCAGUGUGUUGAUUGUUCCAUUUAGUGGUAUGUGUAUGGCAAUAUGUUGUUUCAUUAUAUCAAAAUUACUUCUUGGCUUAUAAUUUAUUUUAAUAUUUUCCAUUGUCAUUUCUGUUUAGUUCAAUUUAACCAGGAUAUUUGAACAUUAGAUAAUGUACAUGUUUUAUUCAUUGAGUGAACUAAUCAGCGCUCGAGUUGUAAAAAAUGAGGUAUCGGAACUGUAACCUGAGGUAAUGUGAUUUUUGCCAAAAAUUUUUUCUUUCCGGAAAGAGAGCUACCGGAACUCUGUUUCGCCACGUGCCCCCGCAAAUCGAGCACUGGAAUUUAGUAAUCCUAAUAACAUCUAAAUUAUAAUAAUUUUUUUUGUAAUAGAAACUUUGGUCUGCUUUAAAGACAAGUGGCUUAAAGUGACUGAAUUACUAAAAUCAACCACUUUAAAACUAAACAUAGCAAUGUUAAUAAUGUCAAAAUGUUUGUAGUGUUAGUCAUAAGAAAUUCUACUUUAAAAACUAUACUGUACAUUUUUGUAAACAAACGUUACCAAAAUUUCAUCCUCUUAAAACAUUUUUUACCAAUAAAGGUUGUAAAGUUAAAAGUUAAUAUUCAACUAUUGUAUUAUAGGUAAACUUUAUUAUCAAAACACUAGUCUUCCUUUUUAUGUGUCCCUGCUUUUUUGGCCAAAGUCGUGAUUGUUUAAAUGUUAAUCUUUACAAAUAUUUUUCAACCUGUAUUAUUUUGUAUGCUAUAAUGUUAGGGUGUAAAGAAUUGGUCCAGUAUUUUAUUAGUGUAAUUAAUUUAUUUGUUUAGAGUAUGUGUGAGGACUAGGGCUUUAUGGUAAGCGUGCCCAAGUGAUUUUAUAGUUUAAAAUGACAUAUGGUAACAGAAUGGAAUUGUCAAAACUAUAACAUUUUCAUGCUAUAGAGCAGUAUAAACUUAAUAAAAAAGAACCUAUAAAAAAUAUAAAAUAUUUUUUUUAUCUUUUCUGUUCACAAAAAAUAAUCCCAUUUUUAUCAACUAAAUGGUCCAACCAUUUAGCUUGCAGCGGGUUAUGCUAUUAGUUGUGCAUUCCUAAAUAAACCAAUAAGUGUUGUUAAACCGAUUAACUUACAUGUUAAUUGUGAUUGAGUUUUAAAGUUGGCUUAGCAUUUUUGUCCAGGUUGUAUGUUUUUUUUAAUUCAUCCAAAUUACAACAUUCCACUCUCAAUUUUGAGAACCUAUCUGCAUUUAAUUUUAUUACCUACCACCAACAUUGUGUAACAACAUGAUUAGAAGUAGGAGAUCAUUAUUUAUUUAGUUACGACGAAUAUUUUUAUCUUUAUUCAUGAAAUAGAACCAGUAUUUUUCUAAUGAUUUGACUAAUAGUGUGAUUUCUGAUUGUUUGAAGUAACCUUUAGAUUUUGUAAAUAUCAUUUUAGUGGUAAUGUUUUGUAAAAUUUUAUUCAACACAUUAUUUCCCAACUUAACAUAAAGGCCAUGCCUCACCGACAUCCGAUGCUACUGCCGUGGGACUACCGCACGUGCACAUUUUACCUUAAGAGCCAUGCCACACCAAAAGUCCGCGGCGGGAGUUUUGAGGUGAUUUCAUUAAAAUUUGUUUUACAUAAGAAAAACAUCUAAACUAUUUAUUUAGUAUGCAAUGUAAAUUUUCUGGUUUUUUAAAGUAGUAAAGUGUUUUUAAGAAGCAAUUGAAUGUUAUUUAUUUGUUAGUGUAACUUACAUUAAAAAGUGAACUGUAAUUAUUUUUUUUAUUUGAGACCAUUUGUUCGAAGUGCAAGCAUUUUAAAUAUGGUUGAGUAUAAAUUAUCCACUUUCUCUUCUGUUUUGAACGUUAUUUUUCGCUACACUACAAAGACUUUUUAAUAAAAACACACAUUGGAAUAUUUCUUCAAUCCAGUUACGAACAUUUAAAAACUAAUGGAAUUUUUUUUGCUAGGCCUUCUAUUAAAAUUUCAAAUUUUCAUUGAUUGUACAGUUUGGUUGUUGCGAAUUGAAGCAGUUGAUGAAACAAUAACAAAUGUUUGUUUACGUCGACAUACAAAAUUUGAUAGGAAACAUAAAAAUUUGCACCGUUAACACUCUUUUUGCAUGUUUAACAAUCUAGAAUUUUUUCUGGUAAUAAAUAUAUAACGAAAACAAUCGAUUACAUAGUAGUGAAGCGAAAAUACAAAACAACAUAGAUCAGCAAGUUCGCUCCCGCUGCAGUAGCAAGCUCAGUGUGGCAUGGCCUUUAGUGACAUUAGUCUCAAGAUAGUUUUUUAUAUGAAUUAUAAAUGUAAAAUACAUUCCCUGCCUGAUGAUGCAAAAAGUGUAGCUUCUUACAGAGUUUGAAAAUGAUUCUAGUUCUUGCAGCUGAACAACAGACAAAAUCUGUAGUUCAUCAUUGCCAGCAAUUUACGUUUUAAAGUGAUAAAUUUUUUAGUCCUAUUUUUCCAGGGCCGAACAUUCUCCUUGCUAAAACAUAUUUUAUGAUUUAGAGAUUCAACACGGUUAAGUAUAUAUGAAUAUUUGUCAAGACAUUAUAUCUUAUAAAAUUAAUUGUAGACAUUUUACUAUUUUAACUACAUUUUAUUCAUCAAGAGAAAUCCUUAUUUUCUUUUGUUUUUAUGUAAAGUGAGGUAAUAUGAAAACAUAUUUUUACUUACCUAAUGGCUGGAUAUGAGUUAGCAAAUUAAAUAUAGCAAAAUUUGCUUAUAAUUUUUUUCAUAUAAGUUAUCAAAAUAAGACUAAACACUUCAAAUUCUUCCAUUUCCUAAUAAUAAAAUUGAUAUUUUAUUUGAUUGUGAAUUUUACUUUGGUUGUGAACAGAGGUUCAACAAAUUUUUCCUAUUUUGUUUAAAAAUAGGGACUCGUAUGAAUUACAAAAGACAUUAGGCCACACGGUGUAAGCUUUAAUUAUAAGUUUACUUCAGUAUUUUUUUCAUGUUAUCGUUGACAGAUCAGCACAAAUUCAAAAUAUUACAAGUGCUGUUUGGUGAACACCGUCUGGUGAUCAUAAUCACUUUAAACUAAAAUCUGUUAUAUUUGGGCAAAGUCCUUGUUACUAACCGAGUUUUGUUAUCUAGAAGAAAAUAGCUGUAUACUUUAUAUGUUGCUUUACUUUACCAGUUUCAUAAGUUACAAGACUAGAUCUACCACUAUAGUUCUAAUAAUGAAUAUUAUUGAUGCCAUUUUAUAAAUAAAUACAACACUGCCUCAAUAAGCUAUUGUAAAUUUUUUAUGACAUUUCAAUUGGUUUGUGUUUUCAAGAAACUUCUUACCACAGAGCAUAGUUCACAAAUGAGAGGGUUUUAAAUAAGCAGUGCCUUUUUUAAAACUUCACUUUCUGGACUGCUCUUGUACAUUUAAUUGGAAGUCAAAACUGAUUACAAAGAUUUUGCCUUUUCUAAAUACCAUAGCAAUAUCAUGUAACUCAUGAAAGACUGAUAUUGUAGAAGUUUAGUGGACAAAUCAAAUUUGUAGCCUCAGCUUGUUGUAUAUGAUUGUACAAUACCUCCAUCAUAGUUAUUUUUACAGGCAUUCUUGCUCAAAACUAAACUCAUCCUUUUCUCAUUUUCUGUAUAGCCCUAGUAAGGUUACAAAAGAAACAAAAAACAGAAAUAAAUAAGUAUAUAUUUUUAUAUAUUAGUUGCUUGCAGUAGUAUGGUAGGCCUACGCUUAGGCUGUGAAUGAGCUUUUCAUCAGUUAAUAAUGUUAGCUAUUUAUUAGUUACUAAAAAAUGUAUAUUUUAAAUCCUCCAGUUAUCCUCACAAAACUGACAUUAUUGUAGAUGUUUGCACCCUCUACAGGUUUGCAUUCUGUAAUUCAAACUUGGAAAGUUAUAUUGUGGAACAAGAAUGGUUUUGUUGUUCAGUCUGAGGUUGCUUAUUUUAAAUUCUUGUCAAUGAAAAUCAAAUAUAAAAUCCUUUAUAAAUUACUACAGAAUUGGUACUUAA
Messenger RNA from Macrosteles quadrilineatus (aster leafhopper), 6404 nucleotides. RefSeq names its product abhydrolase domain-containing protein 2 (gene Hydr2). The record is from RefSeq and is a predicted model, not a curated record. Gene Ontology annotation, biological process: acylglycerol catabolic process; steroid hormone receptor signaling pathway; sperm capacitation. The transcript has 7 exons. Gene Ontology annotation, cellular component: sperm flagellum; sperm plasma membrane. The coding region runs from base 140 to 1348 and encodes 402 amino acids. Gene Ontology annotation, molecular function: monoacylglycerol lipase activity; acetylesterase activity. NCBI's taxonomy places the organism in Eukaryota, Metazoa, Arthropoda, Insecta, Hemiptera, Cicadellidae.